AUGAGCAGCAACCUCUCAUUGUCGGAACAAUUGAGCCAGUUGGGCGCGUACCUCGAUGUCCUCUCCACCCUCAUGUACUAUGACUCGUUGUCGCAGAAAGUGAACACGGUUGUGUGUACUCUCGGCAUUCUCCUCAACCUCUUCCAUUUCUCCGUUCUCUGUCGCAAGGAACUGCGCUCCACCGCACUCUUCACGCUGCUCGCCGUCCUCUGCAUCUGCGACGUCUUCUUGUUAUCGCUGACACUCAGAGAGCAGUUGCAGAAGAUUCUGAAGCCGAAAACUUCCGACGAGUUCUGUUACGGAUACGAUAGUCUUGUACAGACUAUGACAAGCCUUUUGAGUAACUACCUGAAGACGUGCGCGGUGUGUAUAGGCUCUGCCGUCCUGAUUGCGAUGGGGUUCGUUCAAGUGAUAUGCUCCUACUUCCCGCAAGGAUCGUGGACCGCUUCUUUCUCGAAAACCAGUACAUCGGCCGUCGAUUGCACUCUGACGAUAACUCUAUCCACUGCCGUUUAUCAGUUUAUACACUUUCUCUUCAACAACUCGAUCGCGUUGAAAUCCGCCGAAACUGCGUGUGAAGGAGUGGCCAAUUUAUCGGCCAUAACUGAGAAUCAGUACAUCAUUGAGAGUAAUCUCGAGUAUCCCCGAGUUUUAUUCGUUAUCAAAAGUCUUGAUACAGUAUUUGCCAUGAUCGAGCCGACUUUGCACAUUGGUUCGAUUCUAUUUCUGAUCAAAAGUUGGAAAGUUAACAAUGGAAGAGUUUCGAGCAACAUCAUCAAAUCGGACAAUCGAAAGUGA
Messenger RNA from Caenorhabditis sp. 36 PRJEB53466, 798 nucleotides. NCBI's taxonomy places the organism in Eukaryota, Metazoa, Nematoda, Chromadorea, Rhabditida, Rhabditidae. The record is from the annotation of a GenBank genome assembly.